Molecule: messenger RNA, 2701 nt
Organism: Gilbertella persicaria
Lineage: Eukaryota; Fungi; Mucoromycota; Mucoromycetes; Mucorales; Choanephoraceae
Product: kinase-like domain-containing protein
Exons: 4
Coding region: 483-2672 (729 amino acids)
Biological process (GO): protein phosphorylation; intracellular signal transduction
Cellular component (GO): cytoplasm
Molecular function (GO): ATP binding; protein serine/threonine kinase activity
Source: RefSeq, a predicted model, not a curated record
GCUUGUUGCUGUUUCACACAACCAGGUUUCUUUUUUCUUGUCUCCUUUUUUUUACAUUUCUUUUUCAUUUAUUUUUUUGUUUUCUUGCUUUUUGUAUUAUUUUAUAGAAUAUGGUCCUUAAUCCUUUCAAGUCGUCAAAAUGGAGACAUAGGUCAACUACUAUUGAAAUGAGGGAUGAGCAAGACCGUACUUUGCCACCCGGUAUAAUAAAAUCACCACAUCCUCCUUCUCUUCCUGACUCAGCCAACCGAAAAUCUAAAAACAAAAAAGAUGUACCUUUUAAUUCAGAUAGUUUAUUGAAUGGUAUAGGCGAUUAUGUUUUUCAAUCUCCACUAGGCGUUGGCAAGUUCAGCAAAGUGAUGUUGGCUUAUCAUUACCUGACAGGUGAAAAAGUAGCCAUUAAGGUAUGGCUUCAUAGAUAAUAUCAUAAGCUCACUCAUAGAAUGUAGGUGAUUAACAAAAGAGCACAUAUAUAUCGUGUUAUGUCAAGACUUAACCGAGAAAUUGCAUUAAUGGAAGUAUUGGACCAUCCGAACAUUGUGCGUCUGUAUGAGACAUAUGAAACUGCAGACGCUCUUUAUCUUGUGAUGGAAUAUGUUCCUGGUGAAAACCUCGAAGAAUAUCUCAAGUCGAUUGAUAAGAAUAUCAUUCCUGAAAGCCAAGCGCGUGAUAUCUUUCGUCAGGUGGUAAAAGCAGUAGACCAUUGCCAUUCUAAAUGGGUGGUGCAUAGAGAUUUAAAGACCCCUAAUAUUUUACUCACACCAGAUCAUCGUGUUAAGAUUGCUGAUUUUGGUUUAGGAAACAGAUUUGGUUUACAGCGUCUAAAGACUGUUUGUGGAUCUAUGCUUUAUUAUAGUCCAGAAAUUGCUACUGCUCGUUCCUAUGUAGGACCCGAGGUAGACGCUUGGUGUUUAGGAAUCAUGCUCUAUAGAAUGACAGCUGGCACAGAACUCUUUUCUCAUGCAAAAACUCCAUCUGAAUUGAAAAAGUACAUCGUUAGUCGCCAUUAUAAGUUUCCUCCUCAUUUGAGUCCAGAAAUUCGACAAACUAUCCAGAAAUGUUUAGCCAUGGAUCGUUAUGACCGACUUUCACUUAAAGGCUUCCUAAGUGACGACCCUUGGUUCACCAACCAUGGAGCACUAAAGAAUGUCUUUGAAGAACGUAUUCCUAAUACUUGUUAUAGUGCACUUGAUGUAACGGAAGCCUAUGCCGAAUCAGCAAAAUCAGACGAUGCAAAUCGAAUUCAGUUUAGUACACAAAACAGCAAGAGACAGUGUAAACAAGAUCUUCAAGAAGAGAGAAAAAGAGGGUUAAAAGUACCCAAGACUGUUAUUUAUCACAUCACAAACCCUGCUACUUAUUUUACAGGACCUGCCCCGCAUUCUUCAUCACAUCCUAUUGAUCUGGAAGCUCAGUCCCAAGUCAUAACAGAACUUAACCAGAAUUUGCUGGUCACUAUGAAACAAGUACGACUGCAACAGAUUCAUAGCGUGUCUGAUCUGAAAUCACCCAUCAGCCAUAUUUUCCGCAAAUUUAAACGCUCUGAUUCUUUCCAUUUAGGAGAGCAUCAAGAACCAAAACAACAACUUCGAAAAGCAGCUUCUGCAUUAAAUUUAUCUCAGAUUUACCAGCGCGUGGCCAAGGACCAUAUCAGUUAUUUCUCAAUUCAAUGUAACAUUCAGACAGGCUCUUCGACCACAGUUAUUUCAGGUUACUCAACUUCUUCCACAUUUGUUUCAGCAGAUAACAGUAAACGCGCACAACAAAGCAGACGAUUGUCACAUCGAUUAUCUAUGGUGUUUCUUUCAAACACAUUGUCUGAUUUACAACAGCAACAACAACCACAAGAAGAAGAUCAAUCAGAUGUAGAGCAAAUGAAGUCUAGUCAGUCUGAAUUCAUCAAGAUCAUUCGACUUGUUUGUGAAAUACUUGGUAUCACAUAUUAUCAGACCUGUAGUACACAGCUUGUAUGUCUUUUGACUCUACGCAACUGUAGUAAGAAAUCUAUUAUUCAACAACAACAGCAGCAGCAGCAGCAACAGCAGCAGCAACAAUCUUCUCUGUUUCGUUCCAAAUUGUUCACUUCGAGUGAUCGUCUGUCCGAUACACAUCACCAUCAUCAUAGACAACAAACAAACUCAACCAUUAGUAACAACUCAACACAUAGUUCUAAUAGUUGGUGGAGUAGACAAGUCCAUCGCAUUUCAGCACCCUUUAAUUCACAAUCAAAUCUUUUGAUCAAUGGAUCUUCAGCAGCUGGAGGUGGACUGAUGUUAGGUAACAGUAGUCAUGAUCUGCUGUCGAUGGGUAGAUUAACUCAGCAAGAACAACAGCUUCAACAAAGACAACAUCAAUCUGAAGAAGAUCAACAAAACGAACUCGAUGAAUCCAAUGAGCCUGAUGGAUUUGUCAUGCUGUCCAUUGAUGUCUCUUCUGUUCCUUCUUCCAAGUCAAAUGAAGAUGGUUCGCCUUUGCAGAUUGUUGCUAUUCGAUACUCGAAAAUAAAAGGAUCCAACAAAGUUUUUAAACUGGCUAAGGGUUGGAUUCAAAUGAUACUAUCUCAAAACAACAACAUGAACAAUAAGAAGCAAUUCAGUAGAUCAGAAGCAGAAGCCUAUAUGAAAUCUGUCGAACAACAACAAUCAUUUCAAGACGAAAUGAUUCAAAUGUAAACACACACACUCUUUGUAUGAAAUAUACC